Messenger RNA from Sporothrix schenckii 1099-18, 285 nucleotides. RefSeq lists its product as uncharacterized. NCBI's taxonomy places the organism in Eukaryota, Fungi, Ascomycota, Sordariomycetes, Ophiostomatales, Ophiostomataceae. The coding region runs from base 1 to 285 and encodes 94 amino acids. The record is from RefSeq and is a predicted model, not a curated record. The transcript has a single exon.
AUGUCGUCGUCUUGUAGACGCAGAAAACACCGCGGAGGUGUAAUUACCAUCCAGACUGGCCCACACCGCAAGGCACGAAAUGCUGCUGCUCGCAAGGCAGGACGAUUAGCCAACGGUCUGCAGAGACUGAAUACCAUUCCUAGGAUGCCUACACCAGACCUGUCAGGUAUGGGACACACAACGGCGAACCAAGCCUCGUCGUGUCUUCUAAUAGCGCGCCAGCCGCGAGAAUACGAUGUAGAGCGCAAGUCGCCUACCAGCAGGCCGUGUAUAACGAUGCGUUGA